Molecule: messenger RNA, 1284 nt
Organism: Aspergillus terreus NIH2624
Lineage: Eukaryota; Fungi; Ascomycota; Eurotiomycetes; Eurotiales; Aspergillaceae
Product: questin oxidase family protein
Exons: 4
Coding region: 1-1284 (427 amino acids)
Molecular function (GO): oxidoreductase activity
Source: RefSeq, a predicted model, not a curated record
AUGGGUAAUCGCCGACUACUGCGAGUCUGUCUGAACAUCAUGGCAACUGCAACGCGAAUUAAGCUGUCUCCUUCCGACACGGGGGUCUACUCUUUCGGUGUGAGAGAGGAUUCCGCCCGGGUUGCGAGCGAGCUCCUGCAGAAGAACAUGGAGAAACAUCAUAUUUACUUUAACGACAGGGGGUUCCAUAAUCAUAUCGUCCACCACCUCCUCAGUAUUUAUGCCUUGGGUGCGACUCCAGCACAACUCCAAGAUGCCUACGACAGAAACAAGACCUACCAGAGGCCUGCGAUGCCGGCAGAUGAGAAAGUGGUUGAGUCGCUGCGCAAAGACGCCUCUCUCGAGGAGUGUCUGGGCAAGGAGGAAAACUAUCCCAACUUCCUGGCUUUCUUCCAGCGGCAGAUUGACGAGAAGGGAGUGGAGAGUGUGCUGAACCAGUAUUUGUUUUCUGGUACGGGCAUCGCGGAACAGAUGUUUGUUCGGCUGUUUGAAGGCCUCAUUCACCCUCUGAUUCACCUGGGGUUUGGGGUUGAGUUCAAUCAGCCCGCAAUCAUCGCAGAGGCCUUGGCGCAAGCCGCGGUGCACAGGGACCGGUUUGGUCACUUUUUCCACCAAGCCGAGACGAAGGCUGGCGGGAUCGGUCAGCCAGGGGGCACGUCGUUGCCGGAGAUUGUAAAGCAGAUCCGGUCCUGCGAGAAACUGGCUCAGUCUGCCCACUGGGAGGACCCCACCCGGAUCCAUGAGGGCGUCCUCAUACGAGGCCUCGACGAGAUGGUCGACUUCGCUGCCAAGUUCCGCGUCCCCGCAGACAGCCUGCAGAUGAAGACCGCUGAGAUGAUCAGCAACGUGGUCUAUUACUUUGCUGCGGCACAGCAACCGGGGAAGCAGGCGAAGUUCGACUUCUUCUUUAUGCACGGCGUGAACAGCUCCCUUUUCUUCCCGAAGCUCAUGUCGCUCCCAUUCGUGGAUGUGCGCUACAGACAGCGGCUCCUCGAGUGGAAGGGCCGUCUGGAUCUCCUGCUCUACGUGGGUGGCGGCGCUCCUCCUGUGUACGAUGCUGGGCGCCCAAAACGGCCGCAGUAUGCCGCGGCGACGGAUCUGAAGGCUGUUUUUGCGCAUAGUGUUGCGCAUCCGCAGGACGAUGGACAUCUGCCCAAGUUGGUGAGGGCUUUGCUGUAUGGCCAGCAGGUCUGUGCGCCGUUCGCGAAUGAUCUAGAUCUUCCUGUCAAGGAGGAUGAUUGGCUGAAGAUUGUUAAUAUGGGUGAGUCGAACUUGCAAUUAUAG